Molecule: messenger RNA, 288 nt
Organism: Ustilaginoidea virens
Lineage: Eukaryota; Fungi; Ascomycota; Sordariomycetes; Hypocreales; Clavicipitaceae
Exons: 2
Coding region: 1-288 (95 amino acids)
Source: RefSeq, a predicted model, not a curated record
AUGCAGUUUGCAUCCCCCAAUUCUAUAACCCCUAAUGAAUUCGUGGAGCAGUUUUCUCCCAAUUUCCUCGUCAGAUCUCGUCUCUGGUUCACGCAGAGCAGCUACGAUCAAUUGAUGCAAUUUGUUUCUGGCAUGACCUCGUCCCCGGCACUACAGCGGGACUUUCGCUCGUUGCAAGAGCCGGGCUUGCAUCGUCGUCACUGCCUACCCAAGAAAUGGCUACAAUGGAGAGAUUGCCAAGCUGCCUUUGACCCAGCUUCACAGCGGUAUGAAGGAGCUACUAUCUAA